CCGUCCUGAUUGCGGUGAAAUCUGCUUGUGGCGUUCGUGUGUAAAUAAACUGUGUGCUCGUAGCCCGUGUUGUCUAGUGUGUUUGUUUUCACCCUGGAAUGUAUUACCGUUGUGGUAACAGGCAGCCGCACCGUUACAAGGACAAAUCACAUGGUUUGACAUGGACACGUACCAAAACAUUCACACUAUGAUUAAAGUGAAAGUAAAAGUUAUACUGACGAUGCCAGCCACAACUGCUUUGGCGGAAAAAUAAUUUAGCUGCUUGAGAUAUUAAAAAAGACCUACCCGAAGAACAGAAUCACCAAGACAUUGGCUCUAAUAACAGGAUUGGCUGACUUUGAAAUCGAUAAGGAAUGUUUUCAGGGAGGCUGACUCGACUAUUAUAGUCAAUCUUUUAUUAUACGAUACUGCCGUCUGUGGAGCACUAAACCUCCAACCAAAGCAAGAAGGACUGAUAUACUGGAAAUUCUCUUCAAAUUACCAUCCCACUAAAUUAAUCCAGAAUGGCCCAGGAAGAAGCCUACUCCACUCUUAUGCAUGGAAUACAGGAGCUCACCUUCAAAGGGCCAUCUGUACCCAGUGAGCUACUGCUGAAUGGCCAUCAUGCUUUUCCUCUGGCUGUGAACGCCGAAGAUCAGGUCAUCAUAGCUGCCUCGUGCUAUGGCCUUGGCCGCAUAGUGGUGCUGGGGCAUGAGGCGUACCUUCAAGACUUCCCAGAACUAGUUAAGAAUGCCCUGGGUUGGCUACAAGCCCCAUCUGGGAGGGCUACAGUAGGUGUCCAUCCCAGCAGCAAGGCCAUUGUGGGAAACCUCUCCUCAGUUGAUGCAGAGGUCUGCCAGUUCAGAAGUGAUCUGGGAGUUUAUGUUGCAGAUGCCUAUAGUGUCGGCCCAUUUGCUGAGGAUCUGGUGAGUUUCCUCAAAGAAGGAGGAGGUCUUCUUAUUGCUGGCCAGGCCUGGCAUUGGUCUCACACACAUCCUCAAGAAAAUGUACAGCUAAACUUCCCUGGAAACCAGGUGUGUGGUGUGGCUGGUAUUUACCUCACAGAGCGUUAUGGGAAACAUGGAUGUGUCCCAAUUCCAUCAAACAUCCCAUUUAAAUGGUCAUCAUUAGCUCUCGAGGGAGCCUAUUCUACCCUCAUGCAUGGAAUACAGGAGCUCACCUUCAAAGGGCCAUCUGUACCCAGUGAGCUGCUGCUGAAUGGCCAUCAUGCUUUUCCUCUGGCUGUGAACGCCCAAGAUCAGGUCAUCAUAGCUGCCUCGUGCUAUGGCCUUGGCCGCAUAGUGGUGCUGGGGCAUGAGGUGUACCUUCAAGACUUCCCAGACCUAGUUAAGAAUGCCCUGGGUUGGCUACAAGCCCCAUCUGGGAGGGCUAAAGUAGGUGUCCAUCCCAGCAGCAAGGCCAUUGUGGGAAACCUCUCCUCAGUUGAUGCAGAGGUCUGCCAAUUCAGAAGUGAUCUGGGAGUUUAUGUUGCAGAUGCCUAUAGUGUGGAUCCAUUUGCUGAGGAUCUGGUGAGUUUCCUUAAGGCAGGAGGUGGUCUUCUUAUUGCUGGCCAGGCCUGGCACUGGUCUCAUACACAUCCUGGGGAAAAAGUGCUCCUGAACUUCCCUGGAAACCAGGUGUGUGGUGUAGCUGGUAUUUACCUCACAGAGCAUUAUGGGAAACAUGGAGAGAUUCUUGUACCACCAAAACUUCCUCUCAGAGGGUCCUUAAGGUUUAAAAAUGAAAAGGCCAGAGAGGAUCUGGAAUUCUUGCUGAAUCAAGUGUCUGAAUUUGAUAUCCGUGGUGAUUUAGUACCUUCAGAAGUCCUGGUCCAUGGUCCCCUCGCAUUCCCCAUUGGUGCUACACCUGAUGGCAAAGCCUUCCUUGCUGGGGCUCACUAUGGCCAGGGCAGAGUCAUCGUGGCCACUCAUGAGGCCUUUCUCUUUUCUAAGAGUUUAUCCACAUUCUUUCUGAAUGCUCUGCAGUGGUUGGACAAGGGACGCAAUGGGGCAGUUGGUAUUGUACCCAGGCUUCAAAAUGUUACCAACCUUCUAAGCAAGUCUGGUCUUCCUUGUCAGGUGACUGACUUUAAGGAUGACCUUAGUGUCUAUGUGUGCACCUCAUACAGCGGUGAUCACUGCAAAGAAAUCCAGAGCUUUGUUGCUGAAGGUGGAGGACUCCUCAUUGGUGGCCAUGCCUGGUACUGGGCUUACAGCAAUACUGCAGCUAGCGCAUUGACGAAAUACCCAGGCAACCACAUUCUCAACCAGAUGGGUCUAUCGAUCCUGCCCAACACCUUAGAAGCAGGAUUAUACAAAGUUCAGCCAGUAAAGGAAUUAGUAAAGGUGUACCAGUUUCGUCAGUUCCUUACACUUUUUUUUGAUUCCAUGACUCAGAGCCAGAGUCUCAAUGAAGAUCAGAAGGGCUGUCUUCAGAAGAUGGGAAGAGACUGUGCUAAGUACCUCACCAUGUCUGCUCAUGACUGCGCCUCCUAUUCCUCAGUGCUGGAGAUACUAACAGACUUGGUGAAGACAGGGAAAGUCCCACAAGUUUGCGGAAGCUGCCCGGUGAGAAGCACUGAAGACCGUCUGCUCCUUGAAGUUGCCAGUGGUGUAUGCAAGGUAUGCCCAGAUCCGGGUUCUCUCCUGCCCUACAUCAUCAAGGAUCUGCCAGCUCUGCCAACUGUCAGCAAUGCCAAGCUCUGCAUUAGUGCCAGCACAGCAGAUGCUAAAGAAUGGAUUAGCACUGGUUUGUACCUAUCCCCUGGCAUGGGGACAGAUAUGGAGUUUCCCGCCCAAAUAGUGGGCAAAGGUUGGAAGGUGCAGAUUGGCUGCCAGUCUGACAACCUUAAGAGAGCAGAUGUGUUGAAACGAGCACCAGUGGUGUGUGAGUGCUUCCCUGUGGACAACAACAUAGUGCAGGUGUGGAACCUCUGGGGGGGUCUUAUCUACUUGGUCGCCCCACCAAAAUGUCACGUGGUGGGAGAAGAGAUAGUGGUGCAGAAAGCUGUUCGAGCACCAUACUAUAAAUCUGGGGAGACCAGCGUACCUGACUGGGUAAAUAAUAUCCGACAUGCCCCUGCACCCUGGGCUGAGUUAGAGUUUGAGAACCUUAUAAUCUCUCUUAACUCUGAGUCCAUCAGAGACUUGGAUCGGCCAGAUUUGGUGGCGGCUCAGUGGGAUGCCGUCAUGAGGGGUGUGGCCGACCUGGCUGGGAAACCUGCAAAGUUCCCACGCAAGGAGCGAUUUGUGGCAGAUGUGCAGAUCUCAGCGGGAUUCAUGCACUCUGGCUACCCAAUCAUGAUGCAUACCCCAUCGGCUCCUGACUUACUGAAACUAACCAACAAAAAAGAUCCUUGGGGACCACUCCAUGAGUUGGGCCACGAACAGCAGCGGAAUGUCUGGGAGUUUCCCCCACACACCACCGAAGCCACUUGCAACCUGUGGUCAGUGUAUAUAUCCGAGACGGUGCUUGGACUGCCCCGGACAAAAGCCCACCCAUCAUUGCAACCUUCUAAACGAUUUGCCAGGAUCCAGAAUUAUAUCAAAGGAGGGCGAAACCUUAAACACUGGAGUGUCUGGGUGGCACUUGAGACCUACUUGCAGCUCCAGGAGCAAUUUGGCUGGGACCCCUUUAAGAAGGUCUUUGCUGCAUAUCAUGACAUGGAGGGAGUGCCUCAGGACAACAAGGGCAAGAUGAACACAUAUGCAGAGACCUUCUCCAAAGUGGUGAACAGGAACCUGACAUCCUUCUUCAAGGCCUGGGGCUGGCCACUAGAGGCUGCCACUGAGGAGAAGCUCUCAGGUCUGCCUGACUGGAGUGAUCAUCCAAUGGCCCAGUAUGCCUGAGAGAGGAUAGGCUAGUGAGGGUCUUUAAAAUAUGCUUAGGCUUGCUAGAUUGCAAUAAAUUACUCUCAUUUUUGUAAUUUGUUUGGCAUGAAGGACAGUAGAUGAAGAUAUUGUUUUGAGGGUAAGAAAGGGAAAUUCUUAAAUCUAAUUUUUUAAUACCUCUUCAGAACUGCAUUUAGCUCCUUUCAUGUGUCUUUUUCUUAGCUUUUUAUUUUCUUAAUAUUCUAAUAAUUCACUGUCCUAAAAAUGGGAUUGUUCACUCUUCUAAUACUGUGAUGUGUUGUGUAACCUUGCAAUGUAAUCAAAGAGUUAUAUCUGUCUACCAGUUCUAUUUAUUAAAUAAUGAAGGUACAUCUUUACCCAAAAAUAAAUCAUUUUUAGUUGCUACCUC
Clupea harengus (Atlantic herring) is the source of this 4218-nucleotide messenger RNA. RefSeq names its product TRPM8 channel-associated factor homolog. Gene Ontology annotation, cellular component: plasma membrane. Gene Ontology annotation, biological process: positive regulation of protein targeting to membrane. Gene Ontology annotation, molecular function: transmembrane transporter binding. The record is from RefSeq and is a predicted model, not a curated record. NCBI's taxonomy places the organism in Eukaryota, Metazoa, Chordata, Actinopteri, Clupeiformes, Clupeidae.